Molecule: messenger RNA, 737 nt
Organism: Triticum urartu
Lineage: Eukaryota; Viridiplantae; Streptophyta; Magnoliopsida; Poales; Poaceae
Source: RefSeq, a predicted model, not a curated record
CUCCGCCUGACCGCACCCCGCACGUCUUCGCCCAGUCCCGUCCAACAACGUACCAUCUUGAAUCUUCUUCGCCUAGGCUAGCUAUAUACUAGGUCUUCUCCUGCUCAGCCAUGGCUAUGAUGGGCAUCAUCAAGACCGACAUAGCGCCGGAGACGGCGUACGAGACGGAGCCCAUGUCUCAGGCUACAGCCAGCUCCGCCGCGGCGGGCGCGCGGCACCGCAGGGGUUUGCUCUCGAGGAUGAUGCCGCGGGGGCACUACUCGUCCGUCGGCGCCGAGAACGGAAGGGCGCCCGAGGCGGCACCGAUGCCCCCGGCCGCUGCCGAUGGCUCGGAGGUCGCGGAGAAGCCGCGGCGCGGCUGGCUGCGGCGGCUGAUACCGCAGCAGCGGCGGCGCUGGAAGAAUCUGGGCGGCGCCAGCGCGUCGAGGCUGGCCGGACUGUCGCGAUCGCUGCGGUGGAAGCGGCUGUCCGUGAACCUGAGGGGCAGCUGGGCGUCGGCGCUGCUGGACACCGUCGCGUUCCGCGUGAUGUACGUGGUGGAAGCCAUCGUGCUUGGCCUCGCCCUCUCCUGCUUCUUCUGCUGCUGCGGCUGCCAGAUAUAGCUGGCCAUGGCCUGCCCCUUGCUGUGAUUCAUGCAAGCCCCCUUCUGCUUGCCAUUGGGCGUGUAAUCUUGUACCCCCGUGCCCCGUCCUUUAAUUUUCUUAUGUCAAUUAUAAGAUGCUUAGUUCUGCGAUCAA